CAUUGGGGUUCUCGAUGGGGGCCAAGCAGCCCCCUGUUUUGCAUAUUUUAAUCCACUCUAUAUUUGGAACGAGAAAAGGAACAAAUAUCUCUGUCCGUAACAGUUCCCCACCCCCUACCCCCUCGCCCUCCUGCUGGUCCCGCCGCAGCCGCCAGUCUUCCAUCUCCCGCCCCUCACUGCCACCCCCCACGGGGCAGGGGACGCUCCAGCUGGUCUGGGGCUGGCCAGGGUCCUGGUGGCCCACCUGGGGCCCCGGCUCGGCCUCUUCCCUCACUGAGCUGCGGUGCGCCCCGCCCACCCUUCAGGUGCUGCUCGGGGAGGCGCACGGGUCUUGUUCUACUGGGCGCCGGCGGGCCGGGGGCCUGGGAGGCCGUCGCCCUGGGGCUGGGGCUGGGCCCUGGCACUCACCCCCAGCCAUCUUCCUCACAGGGUCUUUCCCCGGCUGGGGGCGCUCCAGCCUCCUCCUCACGUUCUUGGGCAACUACAGCAGAGAAGCCUCCCUGCCUCCGCCUGAAGUCUCCUGUCCCCCGCGCUGUGUGUGUGCGGCCUGUGUGCCCAAGUGGAGCCUGGGUGCAGCAGAGCUCGUGGGAGCCCUGUGUUUGCCUGGUCGUGUGGGGCCCCAGGGGCUGUUCUGGACUUCGUGGGGCUAUGGACGAGGGGUCAGUUCUGCUUCACCCCUCCUUUUGUAUGGAGUUCCAUCCGGGGACUUUCACUCCCUGCUCCAGUCCUGAGGCCUCCUGACCCUGACGUUGUGAUACACCCCACAGAGAUCUAUGUUUCUUAUAUUAUUAUUAUUGAUAAUUAUUAUAAUAUUAUUAUGUAAUAAAUUUAUAAGAAAUGAA
Molecule: messenger RNA, 842 nt
Organism: Chinchilla lanigera (long-tailed chinchilla)
Lineage: Eukaryota; Metazoa; Chordata; Mammalia; Rodentia; Chinchillidae
Exons: 2
Coding region: 15-731 (238 amino acids)
Source: RefSeq, a predicted model, not a curated record